This is a messenger RNA of Cotesia congregata, 1140 nucleotides long. The record is from the annotation of a GenBank genome assembly. NCBI's taxonomy places the organism in Eukaryota, Metazoa, Arthropoda, Insecta, Hymenoptera, Braconidae.
GUUACGUGUCAACAGCGAACAAUAAAAAAAAUUUUAAUCGGAAAUUGUAAAAAUGGGGAAACAACAACAGUCUCAACCAGCAAAAAAAAAGUGUUGCGUUCAAAAGUGACUGAUAAAAUUACAAAAAAAAAGGUUCGGAAGCUUAAAUAUACCCCAAUUGAUGUAGAAAAUGCUUUAAAAGCCAUGAAAAAUACUGGGUUGUCACUAUGGAAAGCAGCCGUUACUUUCGGAGUGCCUUUGGCUACUUUAGGCAGGAAAAAAAGUAUUGGGCCAGACGAGAUAAAAAAAAAAUCAGGACCAGAAACAGUAUUAUCAUCUCAAGAAGAAGAUCAUAUUGUCAAAUGGGCGCUGGACAGGGCUGCAAUGGGAGCACCUGUAACAAAAACUGAGUUAUUGGAUUGUGUUCAAAAAUAUGUCCAAAAAUUAGCCAAAAAAACUCCAUUCACAGAUAAUCGUCCAAGUCGCCAUUGGUAUGAAGGGUUUAGAAAACGUCAUCCAGAAUUAUCUAUAAGGAAACCCCAACAUUUGAGUGUUAGUAGAGCAGCUGUCAGCUGUGAAGAACUGCAAGAGUGGUUUAAAAAUACUGGAGCGUAUUUAGAAAGUAAAAAUUUAUCUAAUAUUUCUCCAACAAGAAUUUUUAACUGCGAUGAAAGCAGCUUACUUCUGUGUCCUGAUGCAGAGAGCGUGUUGGCAGAAAAAGGAUCACGUGCAGUUUACAAAAUUGUUGAUGGUGGCAAAGAAGCGCUGACGGUUCUUUUCAUGUAUAGGGCUGAUGGAUUCACUUUAGAUAACAUGAAGAACGAAAAAAAUGUCGUAGUUAGUGGUUUCAAAGGGUCAGGAUUGUACCCGUUUGAUCCCAAGGUAGUAGACUACGAUAUUUUACAAAAGGGAAAAAAAUCAAAAGAAGCUAUCAAUCAAAAGGAGAAUAAUUUGGAUUCAGAUAUUAGUGAAGAUAAACAAUUCUUAUUAAAAUUUGAAAAAAAUUUACAACCAGAUACACUUUCAGAAUUCCAAAAUGCAGCAGCCAGCGGAUUAUGGAUUGGAGCCGUUGAAAAGAAAGGAUUAUUUGAGUACUGGCUCGAAAUUUCGAAAAACACGACGAAUGUUUCAAGUAAACAACUGAAUAGUAUUGAUAAAUGA